AUGCCAGCAGCACAAGCGCCUAACUCUUCCGAAGCGCAACCCGAAAGCAAGGUCGUCCGCCUGCAUAUUACGCCUUUCCGCCCCGACCUGCUCAAGGUCUACGUCGCGCCGUCUGUCCUUCCCUCUGCGCAGAAUAUCUCGUACCAUACCGUCGCGACCUUCCCCGAGAAAGGUUUCGGCUACGUAGAGCUACCCGAACCCGAAGCUCAAAAGAUCAAGAAGAAGCUCAACGGCACAAUCCUGAGAGGCGCAAAAGUGCGGAUAGAGAUGGCGAAACCUGAGAAGCGCAAAGCUCUGGCAGAGGCUGACGCGGCGAAGGAGGUGGCGGAUACCGAACGCCCCUCGAAGCGCGCGAAGAAGGAGAAAAAAGAAAAGAAGGAGAAGAAAGAGAAGAAGAAGAGGGAGCAGGGCGUGCUGGAAGGUGUAGAGCUGCCAGACGACAGGAAAGUUAAGCGCGGUUGGACUGAGCCGUCGAAGAAGGACAGGAAGGAUAAGAAGGAUAAGAAAGACAAAAAGGACAAGCGUGAGAAGGACGAGAAGAAGGAGCGGAAGCCUUCAAAGUACACCAAGGAUGCUGAGCUGCUCUUCAAGGCGAAGCUGACACCCGUGGCUGCAACUGAAGUUGCGCACAAGGACGAGAAGAAGGUGAAGAAGGAGAAAAAGGAAAAGAACAAGUCAAAGAUAAAUGAAGUCGUUGUUCAUGAGUUUGAGAAGAACAUCAAGACUCCCAGCUUCCUGAAGCAGCCACAGGUCGCCCUGUCAACGAAGCCUGCAGUCGACUAUGUCAAUGGUCAGGGCUGGGUCGACGAGGAUGGUGUCGUUGUUGAGCCUGAGACUGGCAAGGCCAAGGCUAGGCGAGCCCUGGAGCUCGUAGACGCGCCCUCAGAGGCUCAAAGAGCCUGGAUCGACGGCACAGGCAAAUCAUCCACGCCUGCGACUACGAAGGAUAAGAAGAAGAAGAAAGCUACUCCUCCGCCAUCUGAAUCUGAGUCCGAAGACGACGAUUCAUCAGUAGUUUCGUCUUCUUCUGAAGAUGAGGACUCUUCCGAGUCUGAGUCGGAAUUGGAGUCAGAAUCAGAGGCCGAAUCAUCUGCAUCAUCUCCCGCUCGACCUGUCGAAAGCAGGAAAACGCCUGAAGUCCAACCAACUACAUCAUCCGAGAAAGAGGUCCACCCCCUCGAAGCGCUGUUCAAACGCGCAAAGCCCGCAGAUGGCACAACCUCAACUCCCACCAAGAAGCUCACUCCAAUCGACACAUCCUUCAGCUUCUUCGACAACAACGAAGACACAAUGGAAGUCGACGGCGAGCGCGGACAACCCAUCGACGAAGCCCCCACUACCCCCUUCACUCAACGAGACAUUGAAUGGCGCGGCCUCCGCAGCGCAGCACCAACCCCCGACACCGCCGGCCUCGGCCGCCGCUUCUCCUUCGACUGGCGCAAGAACAGCCAAGAAGCCGACGACGACGAGGACAUGGGCGACGUUGACUCCCUCGCCGAGCAACGCCUAUCUCAGAACACGCGCGCAAAUGCCAAAGCCAAGCUAGCUGAGGUCGCGGAAGAAGACGAAGAGGAAGAGGAAGAGAAUGCAGCAGCCGCGGGUGGUAAAGAGGAGAAGCCCGAGAGCGAGUUCAAGAAGUGGUUCUGGGAGAAUCGGGGUGAUUUGAAUCGUGCGUGGAAGAAGAGGAGACGGGAUGCGUUGAAGGCGAAGCGGCAUAGUGAGAAUAGGAAGAUGACUGGUAGUAGGAGGGUUUGA
Messenger RNA from Alternaria hordeiaustralica, 1755 nucleotides. RefSeq lists its product as uncharacterized. Gene Ontology annotation, molecular function: nucleic acid binding. Lineage: Eukaryota; Fungi; Ascomycota; Dothideomycetes; Pleosporales; Pleosporaceae. The record is from RefSeq and is a predicted model, not a curated record. The coding region runs from base 1 to 1755 and encodes 584 amino acids. The transcript has a single exon.